Molecule: messenger RNA, 159 nt
Organism: Ambispora gerdemannii
Lineage: Eukaryota; Fungi; Glomeromycota; Glomeromycetes; Archaeosporales; Ambisporaceae
Source: the annotation of a GenBank genome assembly
AUUAUAUUUAUAAUUGUAUCGCGAACAUUAUUGAAAACGAAAAAGCAGAAAAAGAUCAAAUUGUCUUGAGUUUCAAGAUUGUAGUUCAACUUGAAGAUGAAUCAAUAAUUGAAAAAUGUUUGCAUGAUAUUGCAGACUCAGUUGUUGCAGAAAUAGAAG